AUGAGUCUUCUUAAAAAAAAACGUGAACAUCAAGCAAUAAUGGAGAAAUAUGAAGAUUUUUUAACAAGAUUCAGACCAGUGAUGUUGUUACAAAUUUUUGUAUCAUCAUUCUUGGCCAUCAUGCUUUGGAUUACUUUCAUAAUGAGUUUCUCAAACGUUGAGAUAUUUAAGGCUUCAGCAGUUGUACUAACAAGAUUGUUGUUCACAAUUCCUCCAAUAUUGAUUCAAUUAUUUAUGAUCUGUUCUUUAUUUGGAAAUAUACACAAACAAAAAGAUUCAAUUGUAUUCGCAUUGUACAGCAGUAAUUGGACCGAAAUGGAUAUGAAAUGUAAAAAAUUGAUAUUAUUGGCAAUGAAGUUGAAUAAUGCUAACUACAAAAAAUUAAAAUUUACCAGAACUAAAAUUGUAAACUUGGAAAUGUUUUUUAAAACAGUGGGUGAUUGCUACACAGUUAUUUCGGUUUUAGUAAAUUAUAUACAACAAAAUGUUGAAUGA
Messenger RNA from Myzus persicae (green peach aphid), 495 nucleotides. Its product is annotated as odorant receptor 46a-like. The transcript is spliced from 6 exons. NCBI's taxonomy places the organism in Eukaryota, Metazoa, Arthropoda, Insecta, Hemiptera, Aphididae. The record is from RefSeq and is a predicted model, not a curated record. Gene Ontology annotation, cellular component: membrane. Gene Ontology annotation, biological process: sensory perception of smell. The coding region runs from base 1 to 495 and encodes 164 amino acids. Gene Ontology annotation, molecular function: odorant binding; olfactory receptor activity.